AGUGAGAGAGAAUGAAAGGCUUUGGCAGUGGCAGAGGAGACAAGCAGACAGAGCAAAACGCAGAGAGUUACAGUGUUUAAGAGAGGAGAAAGUGUUACAUGAAACUCUGGACAACAUAGUUCAGCUUAAACAGCAGCAGCAGCUGUAGUGUUUUCAUCUAUUGCAUAAUGUUCUCUCUGUUAGUGCUCAGGGUUUCUUUUUCUAAUCUGCCUGCAUUUUUUUGUGUCUGAGUUCAUUAUUCAUGGUUUAGUCCCUUCUCACCAUUAUGCCAUCGUGGUUGUACUUACUUUUUGGCACCCUUGGGGCUCAUAUAGCUGUUAGUUUGAGUUCUGGGAAUACACGCUACCGCUACUUUCAUAGGAACUGCUACACCUGCUUCAGUGGAUACCACACAGGAUAUGUGGGUUCAGAUGUCAAUGAGUGCCAGGUCCAUAAUGGAGGCUGCCAGCACAGAUGUGUGAACACCAGAGGCUCCUACUACUGCGAAUGCAACCCAGGCUUCCGUAUGCACAUCGAUGGGCGAACUUGUAUCGCUGUGCUUUCCUGUGCUAUUAGUAAUGGAGGAUGUGAACAGGAGUGUGUACAGCUCUCCCAAGCCCACUUUCAGUGCCGCUGCAGACAUAAAUACCAGCUAAUUGCUGAUGGCAAACACUGCAAAUUGAGAAACCCAUGUGCUGAGGGGAAUGGAGGCUGUAUGCACACAUGUCGUAAUGUAGGCCUUCGUGUGCAGUGUGGCUGCGACACAGGCUAUAGUCUGGCCCAGGAUCACAUGAGCUGUGAAGACAUCAAUGAAUGUGAAACUGGACAAGCUGCAUGUGCGCAUGAUUGCAAAAACAGUCCAGGUUCCUUUUCCUGUAUGUGUAACCCUGGAUAUGAACUAGGAUCUGAUGGCAGGAAGUGCUACCGCAUUGCUAUUGAGAUAGUGAACAGCUGUGAGUCUGGGAAUGGAGGCUGCUCACAUCAAUGUCAGCAUGGAACACUAGGGCCCGUAUGUAGCUGUAACCAUGGUUACCAACUGGAUGAAGACCUCAGGACUUGUUCAGACUUGAAUGAAUGUCUAGAGGAGAGCUCGUGCUGUGAACAGGAAUGCACUAACUAUCCUGGUGGCUAUGAAUGUUACUGCAGGGCAGGAUACAGACUCAACUCAGAUGGAUGUGGAUGUGAUGAUGUAGAUGAGUGUCUGUCUGAUAAUGGAGAGUGUGAGCAUACGUGUCAGAACAUUGCCGGGUCUUACCAGUGCUUUUGUCGUCUGGGACACCGUCUGGCUGAAGACAGACACUCAUGCAUCCCUCUAGAGAGGGCAGUAGAAGCACUGUCUCACCAUAUCGUGGUAGAGAGGCCAUUUUCAGAUUUUACUUUGCUGCAGGAUUACCCUCAGCCUCUAAAUCGCUAUGAUGAUUACGAUGAGUACACUUUUGGAGAACUGCGGGCAGAGAGCAUUAUCACUGAGAAAUUUAUGUGUCUGAACAACACCUUUGGCCAUGACUGCAGUUUAAGGUGUGAAGACUGUUCUAAUGGUGGUGUGUGUAAUGUAGAGAGCAAUGGCUGUGACUGCCCUGACGGCUGGACUGGAAUCAUCUGCAACCAGACCUGUCCUCAGGGCACUUUUGGCAAAAAGUGCUCCUUUACAUGCAAGUGCAGGAAUGGUGCCACGUGUGAUCCCGUGAGGGGAUUUUGCCAGUGCCCACCAGGAAUCAGUGGAGACAUGUGCCAGAAUGGAUGUCCUAAAGGCUUUUAUGGGAAGCACUGCAACAAAAAGUGCAACUGUGCAAAUAAUGGACGAUGUCAUCAAACCUUUGGUGCCUGUCUCUGUGAACCAGGACUGUAUGGAAGAUUCUGCCAUCUAAAAUGUCCGACCUGGUCAUAUGGACCUGGCUGUUCAUCUGAGUGCCAGUGUGUUCAGCGAAACACUCUAGAAUGUCACAGGCGCUAUGGAACCUGUGUGUGUAAACCUGGCUACCAUGGCAAGAUAUGCAGUGAAGAGUGUGAUAGCAGGCACUAUGGCCCAGGAUGCAAGACAAAAUGUCAGUGUCCAGCAGGAUCUAACUGCCAUCAUAUAACUGGAGAGUGUCAGCAACAGUGCCCAGCUGGAUGGCAUGGGAAAAACUGUGACCAAGAAUGUCCCAAAGGGAGGUUUGGUGAUGGCUGCUCUGAGCACUGUAACUGUAACGGAGCGGUGUGUGAUUCUGUCACAGGCCGUUGUCACUGUCCAGCUGGCAUGACAGGAGAACAAUGUGGUCAAGAGUGUGAAAAGGGUCAAUGGGGCUUGGCUUGUGCUAAAUCAUGUCCUGAGUGUGAGAAUGGUGGGGAGUGUGACAAAAAGAACGGAACCUGCUUGUGUCCACCUGGCUACACUGGAAACCUCUGUCAGGAUAUCUGCCCAUAUGGCUGGUUUGGCCUUGGCUGCCAGUUUAAGUGCCCCUGUGAGAACAGCAACCACUGUGAUCCUGUCUCAGGGUUAUGUGUGUGUAAUAACGGCUGGACUGGAGCUAAUUGUGAAAAGGCAUGUGAGCCCGGACACUGGGGAGCCAACUGUCUCAAUGUGUGUAACUGUACAAGCAGUUUAGUAAACUGUGACCCAGCAACAGGCCAGUGCCACUGUGAGGCAGGAUACACUGGGACACAUUGUGAGCAAAAGUGUCCCAUAGGUUAUUUUGGGCCAGGCUGCCACCACCAAUGCCAAUGUGAGAAUGGUGCAGAAUGUGAGAAUGUGGGUGGAGCCUGCACCUGCCUGCCAGGCUGGAUUGGGACAUACUGUGAAAAAUGCUGUCCUCCAGGAUUCCAUGGAUUGGACUGUCAACAGAAGUGUAAAUGCAUGAAUGGUGGACAGUGUCACCAUGGUACAGGAGUGUGUGCUUGUCCAGCUGGCUGGUUUGGCCCACACUGCACCUCCAAAUGCCCGGAUGGCACCUUUGGCCCUGGCUGUAAUAUGAGCUGUAACUGCCACAAUAAUGCCAGCUGUGAUCAUGUUAGCGGGCAAUGCCAAUGUGAGCCAGGCUGGACUGGGACAACCUGUGAAGAAGAAUGCAUGGCUGGCUUUUAUGGGGUGGACUGUCACCAGCUAUGCCUUUGCCAGAAUGGUGGGUUAUGUGACAAGGCCAGUGGACACUGCUUGUGUACUAAAGGAUGGACAGGGAUAGAGUGUGAACUUGAGUGUGCUCCAGGUUUCUUUGGUGCUGAUUGCCAGCAUGCAUGUAAAUGUAAGAACGAUGCUGUCUGUGACCGCCAGGAUGGAAAGUGUACCUGUCCAGCAGGCUGGGUGGGCCAGACGUGUGAGACGGCUUGUGAAACGGGCCAUUUUGGUCUUGGCUGUCAGAAACUGUGUCGAUGUGAACAUGGAGCUCCAUGUGACCACAUAACUGGGGUCUGUCUGUGCCCACAAGGCUGGAGAGGGCUCCACUGUGAGAAAACAUGCUUACCUGGCUUUUAUGGGCAAAGAUGUUCUGAAAGAUGUCUCUGUGCCCAUGGAACACCUUGUCAUCAUGUGACAGGGGAGUGUGGCUGCCCUCCUGGUUUUACCGGAUUGAGCUGUGAGCAAAAAUGUCAGCCGGGUACAUAUGGACCAAACUGCAAUCAGGCGUGCCAGUGUUCAGAGGCUAAUCAUCUCUGUCAUCCUGUCACUGGAGUAUGUUACUGUGCACCGGGCUACCAUGGUGACAAGUGUGAUAAAGUUUGUGAAGAUGGUCGAUAUGGUCCAAACUGUGAGCUUGAAUGCCAGUGUCUGAAUGAUGGUGUGUGCCAACCCAGCACAGGCUUAUGUGACUGCCUUCCAGGGUACAUUGGAUCCAAAUGCAAUAUCACAUGUCCAGCUGGCUGGUAUGGACAGGACUGUAAGCAGGUAGCGGUGUGUGCGGAAGGAGCCAGAAGUGAUCCUGUCACAGGCCGCUGUGUAUGCAAGAUCAGCAAUCAAGAAGAAGACUGCGGACAAGGUUGUGCACAGGGCUGGUUUGGAGAAGACUGCACUCAGCGCUGUAACUGCAGUAAUGGCGCAUCAUGUGAUCCUGUAACAGGAAACUGCACAUGUAGCCUGGGCUGGACUGGGGAUAAUUGCGAAUCAGAGUGUCCAAGAGGCAGGUAUGGUGCUAACUGCCUUCAGCAGUGUGAUUGCAGGAAUAAUAGCACCUGUGACCAAGUUACAGGAGAUUGCCAGUGUGGUCCAGGAUUCUAUGGCUAUCUCUGCCAACAUGCUUGUCCACCUGGAUUCCAUGGCCACCGCUGCCAACUUGCUUGUAACUGUCAUGGCAAGGCUCAGUGUGAUGUCAGGACGGGUACCUGUCUCUGUCCUCCAGGUUAUCAAGGGGAGCACUGUGAGAAAGAUUGUGAACAAGGCACUUUUGGGCCUGGCUGUGCCCAUGUUUGUGACUGUGCUGGAGACACACCAUGCAACCCUGUGACUGGCAAAUGCUUGUGUGGACCAGGAAAAAUGGGGAGCCGUUGUGAUACAAACUGUACAUCGAAUCACUUUGGACCAAAAUGUUCAGAAAGCUGCAAAUGUGAAAAUGGAGCUCAGUGCAAUCCAAAGAAUGGACAAUGCAUUUGUCUGAAUGGCUGGAUUGGGCCAAACUGCUUAGAAGGCAGCAUCCUUACAUCCAGUCAUAAGCAACACAGAGGGACAAGUAAGAAUGAGCCACAACACAAUGGUCCAGUAUGACAACUGCAAAACAUGUCCUGUAUACCUUAAGGUUGUAUUAGAUUUUUAAGAAGCCUAAUGAAACAAGUGCACUAUAAAACUCUCCAGAACAGAAACUUGAUUGUUUUGCAUACCUGAGCAAACUUGAUAUUAGGAAUGGAUUUUUUUCAAACAUGCAUAAAAGAAAGAUGCUCAUUAAUAUGGAACUGUAAGGACCGUAUGAGACUGAGAAACAAAAGAUGAUGGCUUUCUGUAUGUACUACAUGCUGGACAAAGGCAAUCACUAUCUGAAACUUCAUUCCAAAGGUGUAUAAAAUAUGUCUAAAUGUGUUUAUAUACAGUAUUUGUAUAAUUAUGCAAAUGGCUUAUAUUAUCAUUUGUAUCAUUUAUAUUUACACUGAAAUGUUUAUCACUGAACAUUUUGGUAUAUUUGGGUGAUUUCUUUUUUUUUUUUCUUUCUUUUGAUGAUUUAUUUUUUCAUUUGCACCAUUACCAUGCAACAUAAAUAAUAAUAAAGAAGCAAUAACACUUUGCAGUUAUGCAAUUUCCAGUUCUAUUUUUAUAUAAUACAUAAACAUAAUAUAUAUAUAUAUUGUGUGUGUUUGUGUGUGUGUGUGUGUGUGUGUGUGUGUGCAUAUAAUGCACAAAUGUGGUAUUCAUUUCUGUAUUUGGGAAGGAGUAUAUAAUAAUUGUAAGCAACACCCAAAUUAAAUGUUACAAUAGUAAUUGUUCUAGAAGUAAUAUUUUGUUAAAAGAUUUUUGUUCAAUACAUUUAUUAUUUUGUAAAUUAUGCUCUGGAUCUGUAAUCUAAAAGAUUCCUUAUAUAAAUGUAAGCCAAAUAACUGUUGUCUACUAAAUAAAACACUUGAAUUUCUAGUGGAAUUUUUUUUAAAACCUUGACUUGUGAAAAAAAAGCAAAUGCACUAAGUACACCCAAAGAAAAUGGUAAAUGUGUUAGUUUUGACAAAUUGUCAAUAAACUUAAAAA
Clarias gariepinus (North African catfish) is the source of this 5617-nucleotide messenger RNA. It is a transcript of the gene megf6a, whose product is annotated as multiple EGF-like-domains 6a. The transcript is spliced from 34 exons. The record is from RefSeq and is a predicted model, not a curated record. Gene Ontology annotation, molecular function: calcium ion binding; scavenger receptor activity. Bases 266 to 4651 code for a protein of 1461 amino acids. Lineage: Eukaryota; Metazoa; Chordata; Actinopteri; Siluriformes; Clariidae.